Cynara cardunculus var. scolymus (artichoke) is the source of this 744-nucleotide messenger RNA. Its product is annotated as PRA1 family protein F3-like. The record is from RefSeq and is a predicted model, not a curated record. Gene Ontology annotation, biological process: vesicle-mediated transport. The coding region runs from base 111 to 695 and encodes 194 amino acids. Lineage: Eukaryota; Viridiplantae; Streptophyta; Magnoliopsida; Asterales; Asteraceae. The transcript has a single exon. Gene Ontology annotation, cellular component: Golgi apparatus; endoplasmic reticulum.
AUUUAUUCAAUUUCUCCUCCAUCACUUCUGCUUCACGCUGUCCUUUCCAUUUCCACUAAACGGCUUCCUCUCCUCUCAACUACUACUCGUAACGGCUUCCGCCGGCAACAAUGGCGACGACGUCAACCGGCGGAGACUUGAAGGUCCGAUUAAUCAUAUCUCCAGCAAAACAACGAUUCCAAACAGCAUUUGGCACGAAACGUCUGUGGAAAGAGAUGUUCAAUCUACAUUCGAUUAAUCUUCCUCGCGGUUUAUCCGACGCAAUUUCGAGGAUCAAAACGAACGUCGGAUACUUUCGUAUGAAUUAUACGUUGUUUACGUUCAUGGUUUUGUUUCUAAGCUUGUUGUGGCAUCCGAUCUCGUUAAUGGCGUUGGCGAUUGCGUCCUGGUUGUUUUGCAACUUCAUCCUCCGUGACGAAUCUCUAGUGAUCUGUAACCGUACGAUUGAUGAUCGUGUUACCCUGGCCAUUUUAUCAGUUGUUACCUUCGUUUUGUUGCUUUUGGAUGAGGCUACGAUGAACAUAUUGUUGUCUGUUUCGAUCGGAAUGGCGGUUACGGUGGUUCAUACGGUGUUGAGGAAGACGGAGGAUUUGUGUUUGGAUGAAAACGACGUCGUGGAGGGCGCCGGAUACUUGCCGGCGAAGUUGCCGAUAGAGUGUAGCAUCAACACUCGAUUCCAGCCCUCGGUUUGUUAAUUUUCAGAUCUACAGAUCAGUUUUUUUGUUUGUGUCAGAAAAUGUGAGG